UAAACAACAAACUCAUAACCGCCAUAACGGUCCCUUCUCUUCCCUAUAUAACAAACUCAUAACCGCUUUCUUCUUCCUUCUUCCAUCUUCUCGCUCUCUUCAACCUCGCAAGUGAUCAACAAUGGCGACUAUCUCAUUCUCCUUCGCCAUCUUUCUCGUUGCUCUCAUCCUCUGUUUCCCUCAUCCUUCCGCCGGAGUUCCUCUGGAAGAACUGGAAAGAGCCAUCACGGUGCUCCGCGUCAGAGGCCGAGCUCUCUUCGCCAACGCCAUCGUAACCUCCGAUCUCCUCUUCGAUUUACUCUCCGCCGAAACCCUCACACUCUUCGCCCCCACCGACUCCACGCUUUUCGAUCUCGACAUGACUCGUUCUUUCUCCUUCUACGUUUCCACCCUCCGCCUCCACUCCGUACCCGUCCGCCUCCCGUUCUCCGAUCUCCGAUCACUCCCCAACGCCACCUCUCUCCCGACGCUGCUUCCCUCUCACCACCUCCUACUCAGUAAGUCUUCUUCGUCGAACGAGUCCGUUUAUCUCGACGGCGUUCGCAUUCUCCUCCCUGGUUUGUUCUACGGUCAGCAUCUCGCCGUACACGGUAUCGACGGUCUUCUUUCGCUCACGACUCCUUCGUCUUCGGAACUUUCCGUUGAUUUGCCUCCCGUGGUCGAUUCGCCGGCGGAGUCACCGUAUGUUGUGGAUUCGAGAUUCUCGCCGGCGCCACAGCCUUACGCCUCCUUUCUUGGUCGUACACCAGCAGAGACGCCGAGGGUUGAAGAAGUUUCACCGUCGCCGUGGAGAGAAGGCAUGAUCGUAGGCGAUGAAGGAGGACCGUUAGAUUGGAGGAGUAACCACUUCUGAGGACACGUGUCGUAAUCUUUGCAAGUGGAGAUUUAGCCG
Brassica napus (rape) is the source of this 892-nucleotide messenger RNA. RefSeq names its product fasciclin-like arabinogalactan protein 19. The transcript has a single exon. Bases 122 to 853 code for a protein of 243 amino acids. The record is from RefSeq and is a predicted model, not a curated record. NCBI's taxonomy places the organism in Eukaryota, Viridiplantae, Streptophyta, Magnoliopsida, Brassicales, Brassicaceae.